AUGAUGCGCAUUAAGCAGCUAUGGAAGAUUAUCCCUAUCCCAUCCAAAAUAAAAUUGCUGUGGGAUCGAAUAACUCUUUCACGCACAACCACUUUUUACUUCGUAUUUUCCAUCCUUCAUUGUGUUCUCCAGAUCAUCUUUCAAGGGCAGGCCUUUCGGAUCAAUGUUGAAGCUGCUAAAUUCUUGGCUUCGAUUACCACACAAGGAGACACCAUCGAUCCGGACGCAUUCUAUGUUUUGGGGAGUGACCUUCGUCUUUGCGACAGUAUCCCAGCAGACUUCAGCACUAGCUCUUGCCAAGUAAUCUGGAAUGGUACGACAGUUGGGGACAAUUCAAUGAUAUCCGCAGAUGCAUUGGCUCCCGUGACUAUUACUUCAUAUUCAACGGGAACGCCAAGUUCCACGAUCUCGACCCUUGUCGCGUCCUCGGGGUCGAAGGUGCCCACUACUUCAACGAGCUCGAGCUACUCUGCGACGUCAAACUUUAUCACAUCUACCACAACUGUCAGUUUAACAGCAAUUACGAGCCUUGUGUCUUCAUCGCAUACCACUACCUCAUCGGCGGUGGCUUCAAGCACCACUGUUAAGCAACGUAGAGAGAGUGUUACUGAAACGCCAAAUCGAUGCAACCUCGUUCGAGAUAUCCAAGCCGUCGCGGUCAAUGGCACCGUGCAAGUCAUUGUGAACGGAUUUGGCUGGAACAAUCAAGCAGCUGUUUUAGACCGGCAGUGCCUUUGGGCUCUGAAUUAUCCAGUUCAAAUCCUUCAGCAGACCGAGCGAGAGGAUUUGACCUUCAUUGCUUUUCAAAUAUGGGUUCUCGGAAUGUCCAUCGUCGCUGUCCUGAACGAAUCUGUCCCUCACACCAUCGCAACUCUUUUGACACAUAUGCUGGCUACUGGAUGGGCAGGUUAUCAGAUAUUCAACACUGCUCAAUUUCAUGGUGACUUUUCGAGGCUGUCCACGAAUGGAGCUUGCAAUCCGAUCAAUCUUUUACCAUCAUAUUGGCAAAGUCGCUUUGUUGCCGAAAUCGCAAGUUUGGUGCUGAAUGGUGUUGCGCUGUUGGUUUCUUCUUUUUUGUCGUGGAGGCUUGCCAAGCUCUUUGGUUGGCAGACUUUCAAGCGCGUCGGGGCUUCAAUCGUUAUCAGUCGUGUCUACAAACUUGUGCUCGUGCUCUCGAUCACUAUCCAGUUAUCGCUCUUUUUCAUGGUAGUCGCUAUCUCACUUUGGCUUGAUCAACUUUUCAAUGGCAACAUCGGGCGUCUUAACUCCUCAUCUGUAUAUAAACCAUUGCUGAUCAUCACUCUCAUCCUCUUACUUCCGUGGUUGACUGCGGGUUGGCACGGUGUGCGCCGAGAACUCAAAAUACCUACGCUCGUAUUUCUUGCGCUCAGUGCCGGAUACCUUGCAGGCUGGGCAGCAAUGUUCAAUUCCACUGCAUUCCAGUGGACGUACAUGACCUGGACAUUCUUCGGAGUGAUGACCUCUACUUCCGUCUUCCUGACUCUCGUCGCGUUCAUUUUGGGUAUCAUAUGUCGUAUUAACUUUGGCAAGGGGCUUAUACGCUAUCUCAAUGCAGAAGAGCCAAUCCCAGAUGACUUUGAACCUGUGAACUACGGAAAUGACCUAGAGAAGAUCGCGUUCCAAACGGAUGGUAAGAGAAUGUCCACUUUCUCAGGCUCCGCCACGUUCGGCGCGGGACAAGAGGUUCAUCCCUCCCAAAUGCUUGCACCUCCUGUAUGGGAGAAGUUCUCCGUACCUGAAGCAUUCUCGGCCCCGGGAACCACUCACAACGCCGUUGAGCGGCAAGUGUCCAACAGUAGCACCUAUAGUUCAAGGAGUACUACUUCAAGCCGCCUCGGGAGUGACUCUGCAGCUGGACAUUCUAAACGCUGGAUCAUCGAGUAA
Molecule: messenger RNA, 1905 nt
Organism: Suillus bovinus
Lineage: Eukaryota; Fungi; Basidiomycota; Agaricomycetes; Boletales; Suillaceae
Exons: 10
Coding region: 1-1905 (634 amino acids)
Cellular component (GO): Golgi apparatus
Source: RefSeq, a predicted model, not a curated record